Messenger RNA from Acanthosepion pharaonis, 600 nucleotides. Lineage: Eukaryota; Metazoa; Mollusca; Cephalopoda; Sepiida; Sepiidae. The record is from the annotation of a GenBank genome assembly.
AUGGUGCGUAAAUCUAUCUAUCUAUCUAUCUAUCUAUCUAUCUAUCUAUCUAUCUAUCUAUCUAUCUCAGUCUCUCCAUUAUCUAUCUAUCUAUCUAUCUAUCUCAGUCUCUCCAUUAUCAAUCUAUCUAUCUCAGUCUCACCAUUAUCUAUCUAUCUAUCUAUCUAUCUAUCUAUCUAUCUAUCUAUCUAUGUAAAAAUCUGUUCCCUGAUUUUUUCAAUCCUUGAUUUUCAUUCUUUCUUCAAAAUAAUUAACUUCCGGUUCCUUCAUAUCUUCUUCGUUAUUUUCCUUCUUUUCAUCCUCCCGCUACUCUUUUACUUUCUUUCUAUUUCUUUCACCAUUCCCCAGUGCCUUAAAAGAAUUGGCGGGAAUGGAGGCCACUUGCAGAACACAUGCCACGUCAAGUUAGGAACAAACAGGCGCCAUUUCGUUGAUAUUCCUUGCUGCUCUUAUGACGUAUUCCGUGUUGAACUUGGCAUGGCAUCCCAAGGCGACAUUGUCAAGUCGCGUCAACGGAGUGAUGGAUUAGAAACACAAAAUCCAACCCGAAAAGGACCUUUUCCCAAAAGAUAUCUUGACCUCCCUUUGCACCGACAAUAA